UUUUUUUUGACAUCAUGAACAUGUCACAAUGCGCCUGAAUUCCUACAGCGUUCUGGCAAUGAUGGCGACCGGUGCUCUGGCAGCAGAGACCAUUCAGCUUGACUUUAGAUAUGCUGGCUGCUACGAAGACGACCCCAGUGGAAACAAUCACAUCUUCCCAGUGAACCUGGGGACGCUGUCAGAGGUCGUCGAGAAAACCGGGCAGCAGGGAACUCUGGAGGCGUGCCUGCAAAUGUGCGAUUCAUACGGCUUGACCGCCUGUGGAGUAAUACCUCAGAAUAAAGUGACAAAUGGCGGGGGACUCUGUUUGGGAGGGCCAUGGACGGGGGACUGGCGGAAAGGUGGAGUAAUUCCGGAUCAAAAGUGCUCAACACCUUGUCCGCUGCGCGGAAAGAUAGACGGUGGAUGUGGUGGAUUUAGGGCGCUCGGUUUAGGCUUCAAUAUCGCCGUGUACGAAGUCGGUAGAGGCAAUGGAAGCAUCUCAUAUCAAGGUACUCCUUCCACCCCGCUACCCCCUGAAGUUGCCCCCGAAGAUAGAGCCAAAAAAUGGUACUUGGAAGGAUGCUAUCAAUCCGUCAAGGGACCUCCGGGACUGUCAACCAUUCUGACUCAUGAUGUUCCACCAGAAGACUGUCUCGCAAUAUGUGCCCAGCGGGGUCUGGAUGCAUGUUCGAUUGGACCUGGAGGGCGCAUUUGUUUUGGAGAUACAGUCAAUGCCACUCAAUGGCAGAAAUCUCCACCAUCAGAAUGUGAUAACGCUUGUCGUUACAAGGGUACUGGGCUCUACAAUAGUUGCGGGGGGAACCGUGAUAACGGCAUACGCAUUUCCUUGUAUAAGCAAGGGCAACUGCCCAAUGAACUAUUGCCACCGCCAUCAGCACCUGUCGCCGCUAGUACCUCGCAGUCAACGGGAACCGACAAUAGCCAACGUGGCAUGUCCGCGGGAGCCAUUGUUGGAAUCGUGCUGGCGGUCCUCAUACUUUUGGGAACAUUUCUUUAUAUUCUUCGGCGCCGAGCCAUAUCGCGUACGCAUUUUGACGACAAACUUAAACCUAAUUUUUCAAAGCGGUUUUCACCCCAACCCAUGGCCUGGGAACUUCCAAAGAUUCGCCCCAUCUCCUCAUACGAUCCACCAUCUUGGAUACCAGACAGUGCCAAGAUUGCGCCAUUGCCUGCAUGCCUUGAACUGUCUCCCUCGAAAGGCACCCUUCCGAGAGCGUCUACUGUUCGGACUAACGUCAAUAGUGCGAAAAUGAUUGCCUCUUCCACCACGCUAUCAACACCCAGCGACAUCAAUGCCUUUAACCUUCCAACCUCAUCCCCAGCGGUGCCUACUCAUUCCAACGGGCACGUGUCAGCCGUUGAUGUAACUGUAAUUAAACCUUUGGCACAAGGUUCACGGGCACAUGUUGCGCCCUGGGAAGCUUGAUUCCGGUCAUUAUUUAGUGUUAUCUCGUAUUUGUAGAAUAUUAUAGAAUAGAGUACAUGUUGUAUUACAUAUAUGCGACAUGGAGUAAAUGUAUUUAUCUUCUGCCCUGCUGUGCAGGCGGAUAAGCAUACAGAGAAUCAUAUAACUCAUAUUUCACGA
This is a messenger RNA of Spizellomyces punctatus DAOM BR117, 1588 nucleotides long. RefSeq lists its product as uncharacterized. The record is from RefSeq and is a predicted model, not a curated record. The transcript has 4 exons. NCBI's taxonomy places the organism in Eukaryota, Fungi, Chytridiomycota, Chytridiomycetes, Spizellomycetales, Spizellomycetaceae. The coding region runs from base 29 to 1429 and encodes 466 amino acids.